This is a messenger RNA of Spirodela intermedia, 2600 nucleotides long. NCBI's taxonomy places the organism in Eukaryota, Viridiplantae, Streptophyta, Magnoliopsida, Alismatales, Araceae. The record is from the annotation of a GenBank genome assembly.
AUGAAGAAGGCGUCCGUCAUGGACAUUCCAGACGUGCCCAAGGGGCAGCUUCCUCCACACCUUGAGCUCCAGAGGACGCGUGUCCUCUGUGGUUCGGAUGCUCCUACGCACGUAGGCUUUUUUCCUUCACCCUCACUUUGAUUAGGCCCCUUUCUAAUGUUCAUGUUACUUUAUUUUUCUACUUUUUUCGUCGUUUAUUCCCAUAUCCAUGCUGUUUUUUUUUCCGCGUUGGGUUUUGUCAUGAGAGUUGUAAUCAUUCUUGUGGGCCACCGUCUCUUAUUUGGUUUCAAAUCAGCUGACUCCUGAUAAUAUUCUAUCUUGUCUGAAGUCAGAAGGUAUCCAAUACUCCGGCGCCUAUGCAUCAAUGGGGAUUGAUAACAGCCUGCGAUUGGACGAUUUCUGCAAUAAAUUUAGGGUUGAAAUUAUUCAACUUACGGAGGAUGAGAUGGAGUUUGACAUGAUUGGUAUUGAUGCGUCAGUGGCUAAUGCCUUUCGGAGGAUUUUGAUAGCUGAGGUAUGCUUCUGAUUUCGUGUCUAUACAGCUGUACAGCACACUACGGAGAUUGUGGGUAACUUUGCUCAUUGAAAGCUUCAUAGACCUUGUUUCAUUAAAUUUAUGUUGGCGCCCUCAUGUUCUCGGGAUUGAUAUUUCUUGCAGAUUCCGACAAUGGCUAUUGAAAAGAUUCUCAUGGUCAACAACACAUCGGUGAUAGCAGAUGACGUGCUGUCCCAUAGAAUUGGUCUUAUCCCACUAGACGUUGACCCACGGUUAUUUGAGUACCUCUCAGGUAUUGACCUAUACCCAUUGCUUGGUUCUCAAAUACUAUAUUUUUUAUGUGCUCGAUCAUAUCAAAUCCGUGUCCUUGGUGUAUAGGAAACGAUUCUCCAAAUGAGAGGAAUACAAUAGUUUUCAAGUUGCACGUUUCCUGCAAAAAAUCUGGCCCUCGCAUCACAGGUACAGCACAGUCUCAGUACUACUGAUCUGCCAUCCAUUGUCGUUCUCUCCCAGUUAUUGAGCGAGAAGUAAUUUUACCUGUGAUGCAGUCAAGUCUGAUCAGCUUAAGUGGUUGCCAAAUGGGAGCGAACUUGAAAUGGCAUCACCAAAUCCAUCUGCGAAGCCAAAAAGCUACACUUCGUUUACUUGUAGUCAAGAUUCCUUACCAGAAUUUUCAAAUAAACCUAUCGGCCUUAAGCAUGAAGAUAUCAUCGUUGCUAAGCUCGGGCCUGGCCAGGUAAUCAGCUAAGUCGUCCCUUGAACUUAUUCUAGUGGAUAUCGAAGCAAACAGCUGAGGAAGAUGUCGUUGUUCUUCACACACUAGUGGAUUAAUCCUCUGGUGCAUCUUUUUUAUUUUCUCAUUUGUAGAGGUAACAGCAUCCUGUAUAUAACGUGCUAUUAAAAAAAAAAGUGAAAAUGCUGAGUAUGUUAUCUGUUCCCAAAGACGAUUAACCGCAUUUUUUCUCACUAACUUCCAAGCUCGUCGAUCCGUUUCUCGUUUCAGGAGAUUGAGCUUGAAGCUCAUGCCAUAAAGGGUUUGGGGAAAACUCACGCCAAGUGGUCACCUGUGGCAACGGCAUGGUACAGGAUGCUGCCUGAGGUGACAGACACUGUAUCUUAAUCCCCUCCUCGUUAGAUUCUAGUCCCUGAGUCCACCGCCCAUCUUUUUCCUGAAUGGGAUGAUGCUACACACUUUCCAUAGGUUGUUCUGUUGGAGGAUGUAGAAGGGGAGCUUGCUGAAGAGCUGGUAAAGAAAUGUCCAGUCAAUGUUUUUGAGGAUAUUGAAGAUCUUGCCACAGGUUAAUUUCUUUUCUAGAGCUUGUUCCUUAGCCUCCCAUCACGACAUGCAUUUUGAAAACGGUAAAAGAACUUAGACUGUGAAGCCUUCUGAUGGAUUUUCUUCUCUGCCAACAAAGUUUUCGAGUUGCAUCAGACUCUGAACGACUGGGCAUUUGGCAGAAUAGAAUUCUGCCACCACCGUCAGCUUUACAUUAUCGACUCUCUUUUCCUCACCGCUUAACACUCGUUCAAUUAGUUCGAGUGCAAUUCAUUGGAUGUCACAGGCUUAAUAUUCUCUCUCUCUCUCUAUCUCUCCCCUCUUCGAUCCUCAGUAAGCCGGGGACUUUACAAAUACCGAUCUACAAGAGCCCAUUAAAAAGCAUUCAUCUUUCUUCUUCUUCUUUGAUUGAUAUCAUCUCAUGUUUUGAAUCGUUGUCCCCUGUUGGCCGUCAAGCAGGCAAGAAGAAGGCGGUGGUGGCCAACCCACGGGCGUGCACCUUGUGCCGAGAAUGCAUCCGUGGGGAGGGCUGGGAGGAGCGCGUAGCCGUCCGGCGUGUUAAAGAUCAUUUCAUCUGUAAGUCCCUCCACACAACGCCCUAGAAGAAAAAAACAAAAGAGAUCACCUACGACAAUCCGCCAGAGAGUUUCAUCAAUCUGAUAUGGGCAGGAGAUAAAUUCCCUCAUUUUAUGUUAAGUGAUUAUAUGCUCGUUCCCAUUUACAGUCAAGAUCGAGUCCACCGGAGCCUUGCCACCCGAGGUCCUCUUCUCCGAGGCUGUCAAGGUCCUGGAAGACAAGUGCGACCGGGUGAUCUCCGAGCUCUCCUGA